Molecule: messenger RNA, 4052 nt
Organism: Pteronotus mesoamericanus
Lineage: Eukaryota; Metazoa; Chordata; Mammalia; Chiroptera; Mormoopidae
Gene: INF2
Product: inverted formin 2
Exons: 22
Coding region: 108-3848 (1246 amino acids)
Biological process (GO): actin cytoskeleton organization
Molecular function (GO): small GTPase binding; actin binding
Source: RefSeq, a predicted model, not a curated record
CCGCAGUGGGCCGUCUGCCAGUCCGCAGCCCCGGGCCCGCUCCGACCGAGCCCCGGCCGCACCCCACAGCCCGCACCCCCGGCGGCCGCCCCCGCCCGCUCGGCAAGAUGUCGGUGAAGGAGGGUGCGCAGCGCAAGUGGGUUGCGCUGAAAGAGAAGCUGGGGCCGCAGGACUCGGACCCCACAGAGGCCAACCUGGAGAACGCGGACCCCGAGCUCUGCAUCCGGCUGCUGCAGAUGCCCUCGGUGGUCAACUACUCCGGCCUGCGCAAGCGGCUGGAGAGCAGCGACGGCGGCUGGAUGGUGCAGUUCCUGGAGCAGAGCGGCCUGGACCUGCUGCUCGAGGCGCUGGCCCGCCUGUCGGGCCGCGGCGUGGCCCGCAUCGCCGACGCCCUGCUGCAGCUCACCUGCGUCAGCUGCGUGCGCGCUGUGAUGAACUCGCAGCAGGGCAUGGAGUACAUCCUCAGCAACCAGGCCUACGUGCGCCAGCUCUCCCGGGCUCUGGACACGUCCAAUGUGAUGGUCAAGAAGCAGGUGUUCGAGCUGCUGGCCGCCCUGUGCAUCUACUCGCCUGAAGGCCACGCCUUGGCCCUGGACGCCCUCGACCAUUACAAGACAGUGUGCGGCCAGCAGUACCGCUUCAGCCUCCUCAUGACGGAGCUGGCCCACAGCGACAAUGUGCCCUACGUCGUCACCCUGCUCAGCGUGGUCAACGCCAUCAUCCUGGGCCCCGAGGACCUGCGCGCCCGCACGCAGCUGCGCAGCGAGUUCGUCGGGCUGCAGCUGCUGGAUGUCCUGACUCGGCUCCGGGACCUGGAGGACGCAGACCUGCUGAUCCAGCUGGAGGCCUUCGAGGAGGCGCGGGCGGAGGACGAGGAGGAGCUGCGGCAAGCCUGCGGCGUCGACAUGAACAGCCACCAGGAGGUCUUCGCCUCCCUCUUCCACAAGGUCAGCCGCUCCCCGGUGUCCGCGCAGCUGCUGUCCAUGCUGCAGGGCCUCCUGCACCUCGAGCCCGGCCUCCGCUCCAGCCAGCUGCUCUGGGAGGCCCUGGAGAGCCUGGUGCACCGGGCCGUGCUCCUGGCCAGUGGCGCCCAGGAGUGCACCCUGGAGGAGGUGGUCCAGCGGCUCCUGUCCAUGAAGGGGCGGCCCCACCCAAGCGCCCCGGACAAGGCCCACAAAGGCGUCCAGGCCAACCUAGGCCAGAGUCAGGGUGGCGGUGCCCCCCAAAACACAGGCGCCCCGGAGGUGGGUGCGGAGGGCCAAGGGCCGGUGGCCACCCCCACCACCGCACCUGCCGUCAGUGACCGGAGUCCCAGCAGUGAGACCCCUCCACAGCCGACUGCCCUGGAGCAGCCAGCACCUGCCCUCCCUGGCUCCGCGGCUGCACCCCCGCCCCCCCCCCCACUGCCAGGCCCAGGGGCCUCGAUGCCCCCGCCCCCACCCCCGCCCCCCCUGCCAGGCCCAGGGGCCUCCAUCCCCCCGCCCCCGCCCCCUCCCCCCCUGCCAGGCCCAGGGGCCUCCGUCCCCCCGCCCCCGCCCCCUCCCCCCCUGCCAGGCCCAGGGGCCUCCGCCCCCCCGCCCCCGCCCCCCCUGCCAGGCCCGGGGGCCUCGAUGCCCCCGCCCCCGCCCCCCCUGCCAGGCCCGGGGACCUCGUUCCCUGUGCUCCCUCCACCGCCCCCAUUGCCUGGCCCUGGUGGGACUCUGCCCCCGGCUCCUCCGCCGCCCCCAGGCCCGGGGUGCUCACCCACAUCCCUGCCAAGCUCCUCGAGCCCUCCUGCACUGGGUGGUGAGGAGAUCAUUGUGGCCCAAGUGGACCACGGCCUGGGCUCCGCCUGGGUCCCCAGCCACCGGCUGGUGGCCCCCCCCACGCUGCGCAUGAAGAAGCUGAACUGGCAGAAACUGCCGUCCCAUGUGGCCCAAGAGCACAGCUCCAUGUGGGCCUCGCUGAGCAGCCCGGAGGCCGAGGUGGUGGAGCCCGACUUCUCCAGCAUCGAGCGGCUCUUCUCCUUCCCGGCGGCCAAGCCCAGGGAGCCGGCAGCGGCCCCAGCCCGCAAGGAGCCCAAGGAGAUCACGUUUCUGGACUCCAAGAAGAGCCUGAACCUCAACAUCUUUCUGAAGCAGUUCAAGUGCUCCAACGAGGAGGUCACCGCGAUGAUCCGUGCGGGGGACACCAGCAGGUUCGACGUGGAGGUGCUCAAGCAGCUCCUCAAGCUCCUGCCCGAGAAGCACGAGAUCGAAAACCUGCGUUCAUUCACGGAGGACCGAGCCAAGCUGGCCAGCGCCGACCAGUUCUACCUGCUCCUGCUGGGUGUCCCCUGCUACCAGCUGCGGGUCGAGUGCAUGCUGCAGUGCGAGCACACGGCCGUCGUGCUGGACAUGGCCCGGCCCAAGGCCCAGCUGGCACUGGCCGCCUGCGAGGGCCUGCUCUCCAGCCGCCGGCUGCCGGUCUUCUGCCAGCUGAUCCUGAGAAUCGGGAACUUCCUCAACUACGGCAGCCACACAGGGAAUGCUGACGGCUUCAAGAUCGGCACGCUGCUGAAGCUCACGGAGACCAAGUCCCAGCAGAGCCGUGUGACCCUGCUGCACCACGUGCUGGAGGAGGUGGAGAAGAGCCACCCAGAUCUCCUGCAGCUGCCCCAGGACCUGGAGCAGCCCUCCCGGGCGGCAGGGAUCAACCUCGAGCUCAUCCACGCGGAGGUCAGCGGCAGCCUGAAGCGGCUGCUGGACGUGGAGCGCAAGGUGGCAGCCUCGGCCCCGGAGGUGCAGGAGCAGUACACUGAGCGCCUGCAGGCCAGCAUCGAGGCCUGCCGGGCGCUGGAGGAGGUGUUCCAGGCUGUGGAGCAGAAGAGGCUGGAGCUGGCCCACUACCUGUGCGAGGACGCCCAGCAGCUGUCCCUGGAGGACACGUUCAGCACCAUGAGGGCCUUCCGGGACCUCUUCACCCGCGCCCUGAAGGAGAACAAGGACCGGCAGGAGCAGGCAGCCAAGGCCGAGAGGCGGAAGCGGCAGCUGGCGGAGGAGGAGGCUCGGAGGCCGCGGGGCGAGGAUGGGAAGCCUGUCAGGAAGGGAGACAGGAAGCAGGAGGAGCCGUGUGUCAUCGACGCCCUGCUGGCCGACAUCAGGAAGGGCUUCCGGCUGCGGAAGACGGCCCGCGGCCGAGGGGACGCGGAGGGGGGCGGCCGGGCGGCCGCCGCGGAGCCCCGGAGGGACAAGGCGCCUGUGGCCUCCGCGGACCCCGCAGGAGGCCCCGUGCGAGGCACCAGCUGCCCUGCCUCCGGACCUGGUCUGGACGUGGCAGCAGCCAGGGAGCCCCAGGACUGGGACCUCGCGGAUGCCACCGUCCCCGGCCCACAGCCCCUGGGGGACCGGCCGGAGGAGGUUGGCCCAGGGCCCCAGGAGAGGCGAUCUUCCUGGUACGUCGAUGCCUGUGACUUCCUGUCCACGGAGGACGCUCAGGCCCUGAAGCCCCUCCAGUUUUCCAUGGAGAAGCCUCCUGGGGCCCUGGGUCCGAGCCAGGACGCUGAGGCCCCCGCAGCCCCCCGGGACGUCAGCCGGGCCGAAGCUGACAGCACAGGAGACGAGCCAGGGGACAUGGCUGCCCAGGGCCGCGGAGCCGGCCUUCCCGCCGCAGGCCCCGACGGGGACGGGGACAAGGAGGACACGGCCCCAGAUUCCGCACUGGACACGUCCCUGGACAGGUCCUUCUCCGAGGAUUCGGUGACCGACUCCUCGGGGUCCGGCACCCUCCCCCGGGCCCAGGGCCGGGCCUCAAAGGGAGCGGGCAGGCGGAGGAAGACGCGCUCGUCCCGGGUCCAGGAAGGCCUCAGGCCCAAGCCCAAAGCCAAGUGACAGAGCUCGCACGACGGCUGUUCCGCAGCAGCGGGCCCUGGACGGCUGCGGAGAGAGGAGGGCCCCGGCCCGGGCUGUGGCCGGGCGCCAGGAAGCCUAGACUCGGUGCCUUACCCAGCCAGGGAGGCGGGCGUCCGGAGCCGCCGGGGGCGUCGGGCCAGAUCCCACACGCCCCGCCAGCCCGCGGACCCUCGGCGCCGCCCG